AUGCAAGGUUACGAUGAUGAAUUCGCGAAGACAAGUUCGUCUUCAUAUAGUUCAUAUAAAUCUCAAAUAACACCACGAUCAACAAAUGUUCAACGUCGUUCAGGUGGUCCAUCAGGUAUAAUGACACGUAUGUAUCAAUCAUAUUCAACAUCAGGUGGUAGCGGUGGAUUUAGUACUGGUGGUCUUGGUGCUGGUUUAUCAGGUUUAGCAUCAAUUGCUGGUCUUGGAAGUUUUUCUGGUAUUCCAUUACGACCAAAUCGUGGUUCAUCAGCAUUAGUUGCUGUUAAUGAAACACGUGAAAGAGAAAAACGUGAAUUAAGUCAAUUAAAUGAUAAAUUUGCUCAAUAUGUUGAAAAAGUACGAUUUCUUGAAGCACAAAAUCGUAAAUUACAAUUAGAAUUAGAAGCUUUACAAAAUAAAGCUGGACAAGGUUCAUCAAAAAUCAAAGAAAUGUAUGAAGUUGAAAUGAAUGAAGCUAAAAAACUUAUUGAUGAUACAACACGUGAUCGUGCUGCUGCUGAAGUUAAAGCUCGUGAUGCUGAAAAAGAAGCUGGUCGUUAUCGUAAACGUUAUGAAGAAAUAUUAAAUAGUCGUGAAACUGAUCGAUCAGCUAUUGAUCGUCUUCAACAACAAAUAGCUGAAAAUGAAGCACAAAUUAAUUUAUUCCGUCGUCGUUUAGGUGAUCUUGAAGAUGAAGCACGACGUUAUAAAGCUGAAACACAACGUUUAGCAUCGGAAAUUGCACGUUUACAAAAUGAAAUACAAAAUGAAACAUUUGUUAAAAGUUCACUUGAUACAGAAAAAAUGGCACUUGAAGAUGAACUUGCCAUGCUUAAACAAAUGCAUGAAGCUGAUUUGAAUGAAUUACGUUCAAAAACUGUUGUUGAUGUUAAUUUGGAUCCAUCACACUUCUUCCGUAAUGAAUUAGCACAAGCUAUUCGUGAUAUUCGUAAUGAAUUUGAAGCAUUAAAUGAACAACAACGUGCUGAUUUACAUAAUCGUUAUAUGAUGUCAUACAAUGAACUUAUUUUACGUCAUCAAAAACCAGAUCUUGAUCCAAUUCAAAGUGAACAACAACGUGUACAAGAAGAAAAACUACGCACAACAUUAUUAACAACACGUAAUGAAGUUGCACAUAUGAAAGCAAGAAAUGAAGAAUUAAAUAAUCGUAUACGAGAACUUCAAUUACAUAUUGAUCAAGAACGUGAUGACGGUGGUCGUUUAAUACAAAAACGUGCUGCUGAAAUUGAAGAAUUACGUCGUAAAUUAGAACAAUUACAAAAAGAAUAUGAAGAAGUUACAAAUAUGAAGACAUCAUUAGAAAAAGAAAUUAAUACAUAUAGAGAAUUACUUGAAGGAACAACUAAUCGUGAAGGUCUUAAACAAAUUGUUGAUCAUGUUGUUGAAGAAGCUCGUCGUAUGGAAGCUGAACGAGCUGCUGGUUCGGGUGUUUCUGGUUCAAUCUCAUAUUCAGGUGGUGGUGGUCGUUCAACAACAAUUUCACGUACAUUUAUUAGUAGCAGUGGAUCUGGAUCAGCCGGUGCUGGAAUUAGUGGUUUAGUCACUGGUGGUGCUGGUCGUGUCAGCAGUAGUUAUGGUGGUACACAAGGAGGUAGUGGUGCCGCAUAUUCGCAUGCAUCAAGUCGUCGCGAAUAUACAUCAUCAAGUUAA
Molecule: messenger RNA, 1671 nt
Organism: Rotaria sordida
Lineage: Eukaryota; Metazoa; Rotifera; Eurotatoria; Philodinida; Philodinidae
Source: the annotation of a GenBank genome assembly